This is a messenger RNA of Triticum dicoccoides, 753 nucleotides long. RefSeq lists its product as uncharacterized. Gene Ontology annotation, molecular function: DNA-binding transcription factor activity. Bases 1 to 585 code for a protein of 194 amino acids. NCBI's taxonomy places the organism in Eukaryota, Viridiplantae, Streptophyta, Magnoliopsida, Poales, Poaceae. The transcript is spliced from 2 exons. The record is from RefSeq and is a predicted model, not a curated record. Gene Ontology annotation, biological process: endosperm development; regulation of DNA-templated transcription.
AUGGCACCUGCACACCUCGAGAGCACCUACAAAGCAUCUCCCUUCCGCAAACCAACGCAGCAGCAGCUUCUUCCCAACACCACCGAGAGUCCCAUGGCUGGAGCGCGUCGGUCGGAGCAGUCCCUUGCUGUCGCUGGCUCGACGCGGGAUCCCGGCCGGCCCCAGCGCAGGCGGGCCCAAUUCCCGCUGUACGCCGAGCUCGCCGCGCUGCUCCCCGGCGACCUCUCUCGGGCGAACCAGGUGGAGAUCUUGGACGCGGCGGUGGCGCACCUGAAGGUGCUGUCGGGCACGGCGGCUGUGCUCGAGGCGUACAGGGCGCUUCAGCGCGACGCGGGGCCUGUGCGCCCAGCAGCUGUCGAGGUGGCGUCACGGGAGGCGGUCUGCAUAGCCGUGCGGGCGGCGGCAGCGCGUCCGGGCGCGCUGACGCGCUUGCUCGAAGUGUUCGAUCGGCGCGGAGUGGAGGUCCUGGGGGUCACGGUGACGCGCGACGGGCGUGCCGCGACUGCCGAUGUCAUGGUCACUGCGGCCGCCGCGGCGCCGGAGGUCGUCGAGCUCAUCAAGGCGGAGAUCGCUGGCAUCAAGUGAGCCAUGAUCGAUGCGGCUCGGAGCUAACCUUUUGGCAGUUUGAAUUGAGUUUCAUCGUUUAAUCCCCUACGAUGCAGUGGAAACUAAUUAGGAUUAGACAUGCGGAGCCGAUGAAUGGAUGAUUGCAACAGCAGAAACUAUGGAAAAAAUGGUAGAUUCAGCGGUUCA